AUGCCAUGACUUAAUAAACGCUCUCUCGCUCUCUUUCACACACACACAUACACACACACACACACACUGUAAUGCGUAUUAAAGUGCGGUUGAAUUACACAAUUCAUUUUUAGAUACUUUAGGAUGAUUUGGUCAUGAAGCACGAAAAUGCUAAAUAUCUAAGGCCUUUCCCACAACUUUUACAACUUUGAACAGGGAGAGGGUGAGUCAAUGGAUUGCUUGCUGAUCACAAUUGCGCAUGUGCUAACAGUCAAUACGAUCAAGAGUAGCAGCCUUAAUGCUGAGCAACAUUUCAUGGAAAAAUGUGAAUAACACGUGAACAUCGCAGUUCAAAUAUAACCCGUUUUUCCGUAUGGUUGUGGGAUUUUCCUUUUUUUCUCUCCCAAGUAAUAAGAAAUUGCUUUCAUUGAUAACUACCGCACUGCGCAGUGACGGUUGGGGGAAGUUCACAAUUGGAGUAGCUACCCCAGACGCCGGCGGAGUGUCUGUUACAUCAAGCGCUGUAAAAAGCUACUUCAGAGCAGACCAUCCACAUUUGCGUGUUUUGACAUCUUUAGGGACAGACAUCAUACAUUUCGUAUAGUGGGGAAGUCAUUGAAAAACAUAAAUAUUUUUCUUCUUGUUUCAAAAAUGGCCGCAGCAAUGGUGGAAAUGGACGGAAGUAUAAUGGAGGGUGGCGGGCAAAUUUUGAGAGUAUCUGCCGCACUGAGUUGCAUCAACGGCGCUUCCAUCAGAAUAAACAAAAUUCGCGCAGGUAGAGGUACACCAGGAUUAAGACCACAGCAUCUGUCAGGGUUGGAGUUGGUGAGGGACAUUUGUUGUGGAAAUCUUGAGGGAGGCUCAGUGGGAUCUACAGAAGUCACACUCACCCCUGGGAAAAUAAAAGCUGGGAAUCACACCGCAGACCCACAAACGGCAGGGAGUGUGGGGCUGCUGCUGCAGGUCUCUCUACCCUGUGCCCUGUAUGCUGAUGGCCCCUCUGAGCUCUGUCUGAAGGGGGGCACCAACGCGGACAUGGCCCCGCAGAUUGACUACACCAUCAAGGUAUUCAAGCCCAUUGUGGAGAAGUUUGGUGUACAUUUCAACUGUGACUUGAGAAUGAGGGGCUACUACCCCAAAGGCGGAGGUGAGGUGGUGGCUAAGGUUAGCCCAGUGAGCGAGCUGAGCCCUGUCAACAUGACCGAACGAGGAACCAUCUCCAAGAUCUAUGGAAGGUCCUUUGUUGCUGGGGUUUUACCCUAUAAGCUUGCCAAGGACAUGGCAACGACGGCAACAAGAGUUAUCAGGCGAGAGAUAAAGGACCUUUACAUCAACAUCCAAACACUGCAGGAGAAGGACAUGGCCUGUGGAAGCGGCAACGGCAUCAUAAUCAUCGCAGAGUCUUCCACAGGCUGUAUAUUUGCAGGGUCAGCUCUUGGCAAGAAAGGUGUUUACCCAGACAAAGUGGGCUUCGAGGCUGCAGAGAUGCUGCUCAGGAAUAUAAGGCACAACGGCUGUGUGGACGAGUUUCUGCAGGACCAGCUCAUCCUUUUCAUGGCCUUGGCGAACGGCAUCUCCAGAAUCCGCACUGGCCCAGUCACCCUACACACGAAGACUGCCAUCCAUGUGGCAGAACAGCUCACCCAGGCCAAGUUUACAGUGACCAAGGCAGAUGACGAGAAUGCCAGCAAUGACACCUACAUCAUCGAGUGCCAAGGAGUGGGUGUCACCAACCCUCAUUUCUAGCCACGCCCAUGUGUCUAACCGCCCCUUUUAUGUUGUCUCCACCUGCAGCCGUGGAUAGAAGAGGCACUGGAGACACUACUGUGUCACCUAACGGUCGGAUGCUGCUUCUAUUUAUAUUAGGAUUUAUUAUGGCACGAUAUUCAAGCAAAUGAAUUAUUGGUUUACAAAUGCACAGCCACAUGACAGUUGGUCAUCGUUGUCCUUUCCCCCUAUUGCAUUAACUGUCAUUACCCUCGUAGCUUGUAUAACUCAGGGUAUUAAUGCCUUACACUGUUAUAAUAAAAACAUUAGAUUUCUGUGUAGAAGGGGUGUACGUUUCAGCAGUCUGUUGAAGCGCCUCAGUGCAUACAGGCUUUUAUGGCAAAAAAACAUUGUUCAUGGUCUCUGUCCCUAGUUGAUCAUUGUAGUUCCAUUUUGCUUCAUACGGGGAGGAUUUCUGUAUUUUGAAAGAUAUGUCUUGAAAACGUGAUUGCUAACAGGCAACAUUUUGGGGCUAUGACAACAAUGGACUUAUGAAACAAAGACCAAUAUGUUGUUUUUGGGUGGAGUUUUCCUUUAAGUCAAUUAUUUCACUUAUUAGAUUUUUUUUUUGGUGCAUUGUUUGUCACUCAGGUAAUGCAGAUUAGACUGCAGAGUUGUGUUGACUACUGUAUUAGUCAGAUAAUGUUUAAAAGACAAUUUGGAGAUUUGUUUUCCACAUUGUUUUGAGAAAAUAUGAAUAAAAUACCUUAUUUUUGCCUGAUCUGAA
Messenger RNA from Salmo salar (Atlantic salmon), 2473 nucleotides. The record is from RefSeq and is a predicted model, not a curated record. NCBI's taxonomy places the organism in Eukaryota, Metazoa, Chordata, Actinopteri, Salmoniformes, Salmonidae.